AUGCAAUUUGGUGACUCUACAGUGCAACAUGGAUCUGUGGUCGGUCAGAUUCGUUUCAUCAAGAAAGAUAAUUCCAUAUUGAGCAGCAGCAAUAACAAUAACGCCGACACCAACAGCCUACUCACUGCCCUACCAAACACCCAUUCAACCUUGCUAGGCAUUCCAGCUACAAAUGUCACAAGCAGCUCAGCAUUGAGCACCAUCUACCACAACGGUCGUCUCACAGCCGAAAUCGACAUGGCUGGGCGACCGCUCUCUUCAGCAGACGUUUUCAUGACCAUCUUCACAGCCUAG
Messenger RNA from Letharia columbiana, 294 nucleotides. RefSeq lists its product as uncharacterized. Lineage: Eukaryota; Fungi; Ascomycota; Lecanoromycetes; Lecanorales; Parmeliaceae. The record is from RefSeq and is a predicted model, not a curated record. The coding region runs from base 1 to 294 and encodes 97 amino acids. The transcript has 2 exons.